Guillardia theta CCMP2712 is the source of this 1077-nucleotide messenger RNA. RefSeq lists its product as hypothetical. NCBI's taxonomy places the organism in Eukaryota, Cryptophyceae, Pyrenomonadales, Geminigeraceae. The transcript is spliced from 5 exons. The record is from RefSeq and is a predicted model, not a curated record. The coding region runs from base 1 to 1077 and encodes 358 amino acids.
AUGGCAGUACAACCUUUGUUCCAAGGACCUCCGGCAUGGGGCCAGCCGGAGCGAAGAAAGCAGGAGGUCUUCACGCGCAUUCUGAGCAGGCACACCCCAGUUAGCUACUCUCAUCCUGAGACUAUGAGCAUCUUCACCAAGUCGGGGAGUGGGAGGGAGGCGGAAGUUCGGUAUGGCCAGCAGUCGCCCCUCCCCUUCGCUACCUUUGCACAGCCUUCUCCUCGUCGUACCUGGCCUGCUAUAACCCACCCCCUUCCUGCCCUGAAGCCUCUCAACAUGGAGCCGUUUCAGCGCUCGAGCUCCUUUGGCUUCGGUCCUUCGAUUCAAGUUCGAAUCACGAAGCACACAGGAGAGAGUUCGCAGACUGCGACAGAUGCGGCGAGUGUGGAAGCUGCGGAGAUGGCAGCGAAGACGGAUGUAGCAACAGUAGAAGAGGCGAACAAGGCUGAUACAACAAUGGAGACAGGGAAGAGUGCAGGAGGAGGAGGAGGUGGUGGAGAAGAACCUUCAUCAGCUAGUGCACAGCCUUCAUCCGAUCCUGCCCCUGCCCCUGCCCCUGCCCCUGCCCCUGCCCCUGCCCCUGCCCCUGCUCCAAUGGACUCCGAAGCUUCUGUGAGCGAUGGGUUAGCGAAGCAAGAUGAAGGGAAGGAGGACGUGAAGAUGCGUGCGAGGUCGAGUCAACUUUUGGGUGGAAGGAAGGGGAUGAUGCAUCAACUAAACAACGAUCAUUCUACUUCUGUCCUCGUACCUCAGGGCAAGCAUGCAGGAGAUUUCUUCUCUGCAGAAGUUGCGGGACAGGGUCCCAUGUUGGUUGAAGUGCCUGACGGCGCGAGACCUGGUGAUCGACUUUAUCUAACGCAGGUUCCAACUGGCGCUGGCGAAACUUUGGAAUGGGUGUUGAACAAGAAUGAGCAGCAGCCGAGCAUGGAGGGCAUUGAGGUCAGCAGAGCGGUGCAGGAUCGAAAGGAUGCGAACGCACGGGAGACUGUAAAUAGCGGGUGGGAGUGGGGGAGUGAAGCGAGGAAGGAGGAGGGGGAGGGGGAGGGGGACGGGGUGUCUGGUCUUGGGCUCUUCUAG